Anguilla rostrata (American eel) is the source of this 1061-nucleotide messenger RNA. RefSeq names its product leucine rich repeat containing 20 (gene lrrc20). The transcript has 5 exons. NCBI's taxonomy places the organism in Eukaryota, Metazoa, Chordata, Actinopteri, Anguilliformes, Anguillidae. Gene Ontology annotation, molecular function: protein binding. Bases 425 to 949 code for a protein of 174 amino acids. The record is from RefSeq and is a predicted model, not a curated record.
UGAGCUUGUCUUCCAAUUUUAACGUUAACAUCACUUGCCUAGCCGGCUAAAGUUUUAUUUUAACCUAGCCUGCACACGUUACACUAGCUUUCACGUUUGCUCAGUGAACGCGAGCUCCAAACGUUUGAAAUACCGUCGUAUUUACCUAGUCUAGCCAACUAAUAGUGUAUAAACCAGAAUUACAUUGAUAAGUACCCAAGGCUGCACGCCACACAGCUGUUUGUGCUAUAAAUAACACACGUAUGUAGCCAAAAUUGUCACCAUCGCAGUGUCCAGCUUGGGAACCGAGCAUGUAAGCCAACAGCACCGAUAGUUAGCGUGAUAGGACGAGGGGGAGGAAUCGUCGCCGCACUAGGCAGUCCCGCAGUGACAGCAGAAUUCGAGGGCGGUGUAUCGCGGGUAAGGGUCAACAAUAUCCGUGAAGAUGGCAGAAGCUGUGGCUAAUGUUGCCAGGAGGAUUAAUGAAACAGCGGAGGAAGGAAAAGACACACUAGAUCUCUCUAACUGCAAACUGAUUAGCUUCCCAGAGGGAGUCUUCAAAGUCCUUAGGAGUGUGACAGAGAAGAUCCAUGUGAUCACACUGGCAAACAAUGAAAUGAAAGCCAUAAACAGCAAAUUCUUUACAACCUUCACACAGUUAAGAGAACUAGACUUGGAAGGAAAUGCCCUCAGCAAGUUACCCGAUGCAGCAGGAGAACUGCAGCAUCUGAGAAGUAUCAAUUUGGCCAGAAACAAGUUUUCCACUUUCCCAGAGAGCCUGGCUGAAAUACACACGCUUGAAAAGAUCAACCUGGAAGGAAAUGGCAUCACUGAAAUACCAGUGGAGAAGCUCUCAGCGAUGCCAGCGCUAAUGUCCGUUAACAUGAACUCCAAUCCCGUGGACAAAGAUGUCUUGGCUUCCCUUCAACCCUCCAUAAAAUUUGAGAUUUUAACAACAAAGGAAAUCUAAGAGUGCCUUUUGGGUGAAAUAAUGCAAAUUCCAUAAAUUGUAUAAACUUGAUGUUUUAUUUUCAAGUUGUCUUGGGGGAAUUUUCUGUUUGAAUUAAAUAUUAUUUAUUUUA